AGCAAUUUCAACGAAACUCGACCCAAAGUAUGACGGACGCGAUGAUCAUGACCGUCCGCGGCGAAGUGCCUGCAAGUGCCAUCAAAGGAGGUGGAAUCCUUGUCCACCAGAGGGUUCUGGAGAAGGAAUCGUCCGUUGCCGAUGUGGACAUCGCGAUGGAGGAUCUCAUGUUUCUUCGCGAACAUCCCAUGGAGAAGGGCAACCUGAUGCUGUCCAGCGAAACCCGCGCGUUCCGCGAGCUCGAGCGGCUGGCCCACGUCCAGUCGAAUUGUGUCGUGGACAUUCAUGGACGAGAAACGCGGGAUGUCAAGCGUCUCAAACGCAUGUCCGAACAACUCGAUCUCCACAUCCUUGCCGCUACGUCCGUCGAUGUGAAUUCCCCCGACGCCACGAACGCAGCCGCCUUGACGCAACUGCUCGUGCUAGAUCUGCAAUACGGGAUCGACAAUUCGACCAUUCAAGCUAGUAUCAUCUAUCAGCGCAUGCCCGCCGCGUCACUUGCGAACCCCUCCAUUCUUCAAGCCAUCAGCAACGCCCAACGCGUCACAAACGCCCCCGUGUACUUUUCAUUUGAACCACACUCUCCAUCGUUAGCCGAAGUCCAAACCUUCCUCGACCAGUAUCGGUCUCAAUUCGGCGGCCACCUCCAUCGUGUGGUGCUGUGUCACUGUGACGUGUGGUGGCAAGAGCCCGCCGCCCUGCAGCGCGUCGCAGCCACAACCGGCGUGUACUUGAGCUUUGAUCUGCUGGGUCUCUCGGCCGUCAGCGAUGCCAUACCCUUCCAUUCGUGGUCGUCCGCCGCCGUGCCACGAGAUUUUGAGAUUGCCUCGUGUGUGCAAUCGUUGCUGGCCACGCAUUCGAGCCGCAUCUUGCUCAGCAGCACCAUCACCCAAACGAUUCAGUACCAUCGAUGUGGCGGCGGAGGCAUGGUGCAUGCGCUGACUAGCUUCAAAACCAAACUCUUCGGUCAAGAUUUGACGCCUGAACAACAGGAACUGUGGACAACCCUCAUUUUUCAGAACCCCCUGACAUUGCUCCAAGGGUACAUCAAGCCGCCGCCCGCUGCGCUUCCAAAGGACUACCUCACGUGCUCCAUCUGCCGGCACCAGUUCGAGCCGAUCGUUGGCGAGUACUACACCAAGUUUGAAUUCGUGUACUGCUCAACCAAGUGCCUCCGCCGCCACCGCAACGCUUCCUUCGCCCCGAUUGAAACGUAACCUGCCCACACGAGUGGUAGCGCGCUGCUUGGCUGUCCAUUCAACGUCGAACACACCAACGACCUUUGUCCCUUCAGCAGACGCAGCACCGAGGCACGCUAGGCUAGGUCCUCGCACGCCGUUCAAGCAAUGUCAGCCGCUUGUCUAGAGAGAUAUCGAUGCAUGCUGCAUGUUGGCCGUACAUCGCUCGGUUGGAUUCCGCGUUGGAACGUCUUGGAAAGGUUUUCCCAUUAUCGACUCGUUCAAAGGCGGUUCAAGCAACGUGGUCAGUCGUGCACGCCAUUUAAAUCGACCAGAGACAGGCACUGGUCAUCGCUGAGCAAGUCGAUCGUCGUCUCGAUCGCGUCCACAUUCCCCCUUCCCACUACUGGACAACGGAGCCAACAAACCGAACGCGCGGCGCAUGUUCUCUAUGCGUGGUAUAGAUCGUUUACACGAUGUUCUUCUCAAAGUAGGGCGCGUUGGCGCGGAUACGGUCAAAGCCAAAGCACGUCAAGUCCAGCGACGUGUACGCUCCGUCAACGAUCAACUCGGC
Molecule: messenger RNA, 1752 nt
Organism: Aphanomyces invadans
Lineage: Eukaryota; Oomycota; Saprolegniomycetes; Saprolegniales; Verrucalvaceae
Exons: 3
Coding region: 30-1217 (395 amino acids)
Biological process (GO): catabolic process
Molecular function (GO): zinc ion binding
Source: RefSeq, a predicted model, not a curated record